Lagopus leucura (white-tailed ptarmigan) is the source of this 1987-nucleotide messenger RNA. RefSeq names its product solute carrier family 22 member 3 (gene SLC22A3). NCBI's taxonomy places the organism in Eukaryota, Metazoa, Chordata, Aves, Galliformes, Phasianidae. Gene Ontology annotation, cellular component: membrane. Gene Ontology annotation, biological process: transmembrane transport. The coding region runs from base 151 to 1803 and encodes 550 amino acids. The transcript has 11 exons. The record is from RefSeq and is a predicted model, not a curated record. Gene Ontology annotation, molecular function: transmembrane transporter activity.
UUUAAAUCUCUGUGCCCCGGGCUGCCUGCAGCCUGGCACACUGCAUGUCGCCGGAGGGUCAUGCACGGGGGCACCCGUGGGACAUGAGCACAGAGCUGCUGCAAAGCGGAAGCCCUGCGGGCACAUUGAGAGGGCAAGCUGCCUCGCACCAUGCCCUCCUUCGAUGAGGUGUUGAAGGAAGCCGGGGAAUUUGGAAGAUUUCAGAAAAGGGUCUUUUUCCUCCUUUGUCAGACAGGCAUCACUUUUUCAUUCCUAUUUGCCAGCGUGGUUUUCCUUGGGCAGGUGCCGGACAACUAUUGGUGCCGGAUACCUGGGGCGGCUGAUUUAAGUGAAAAGUGCGGCUGGACGCUGGAAGAGGAGCGAAACUUCACAGUGCUGCCCCUGCUGCUGCUGGUGAAUGGCUCCUCCGGUGGGCGCUGCGAGCGUCUGGAUGUGACCUGGGAUGCGGCUGCCGGCUGUGCCAGCCCCCUCAGCCACCGCCUCGAUGGUAGAGUGGGCAGCCCACCACUCGCCACCUGCCAGGACUCCUGGGUGUACCAACAGCCCCACGCCUCCAUUGUCAGCGAGUAUAACCUUGUGUGUGGCCAUGCCUGGAUGUUGGAUCUCUCACAGGCUAUCCUCAACUUGGGCUUUCUGGCUGGUGCCUUUACCCUUGGCUAUGCAGCAGACAGAUAUGGCAGAAUCCUCAUCUACCUUCUCUCCUGCCUUGGGGUUGGGAUAUGUGGUAUUAUAGUGGCUUUUGCACCAAACUUUAGUCUAUUUUUGAUCUUCCGUUUUCUCCAAGGUGUCUUUGGGAAGGGAACCUGGAUGACAUGCUAUGUGAUUGUGACAGAGAUUGUUGGUUCUGAUCAGCGGAUCGUUGGGAUUGUGAUACAGAUAUUCUUCACCUUGGGAAUUAUGCUUCUCCCUGGAAUUGCCUACUUGGUUCCCACCUGGCAAGGGAUCCAGCUGGCCAUUUCACUGCCCAACUUCCUUUUCCUACUCUACUACUGGGUUGUUCCUGAAUCUCCACGUUGGCUUUUGACACGCAAAAAGGGAGAGAAAGCAUUAAAAAUCAUGCACGACAUUGCAAAACACAAUGGAAAAUAUCUCUCACCGCAUUACUCUGAGAUCACUGUUAGCAACGUGGAGGUCACCAAUCCCUCUUUUCUUGACCUGGUGAGGACUCCUCAGAUGAGGAGGAACACACUCAUCCUGAUGUACGCCUGGUUCACAAGUGCCCUGAUCUACCAAGGGCUUGUCAUGCGCCUAGGAAUUGUUGGAGGAAACCUCUACCUGGACUUCUUCGUCUCAGGAGCUGUUGAAUUGCCUGCUGCUCUCCUAAUUUUAAUCACAAUUGAUCGCAUUGGCCGGCGCCUUCCCUUCGCAAUAGGCAACAUUGUGGCAGGAAUUGCAUGCCUUGUUACUGCCUUCUUGCCAGAAGAUAUUCCAUGGUUCAAAACCACAGUGGCCACACUGGGAAGGCUGGGCAUCACAAUCGCUUUUGAAAUCGUGUACCUUGUGAAUUCUGAGUUGUACCCGACAACACUAAGAAACUUUGGUGUCUCCCUGUGCUCAAGUUUGUGUGACCUAGGUGGGAUCAUAGCCCCAUUUCUGCUUUUCCGAUUAGCAGCCAUUUGGUUGGAGCUACCUCUGAUUAUUUUCAGUAUUCUUGCAGUUGUCUGUGGGAUCCUAGUAUUACUUUUACCAGAGACAAAGGGAAUCUCUUUACCUGAGACGGUGGAGGAUGUAGAGCAACUUUCAGGUCACUGUGGUAAAUGUGGGAAGAAGAAGAAACACCAGAACACCAAUUCUUAUAUUUGAUCUCUAAAGGAUGAUGUUGAGCAAAGGACUGUGAUCCCAUACUGGGAAUUUCUUCUUCACUUGCCACCACUUUGAAGUUUGCUCCAGGGUAUGGAUUAAAUCCAUGUUCUUCUUCCAAGUAUAAGGACAUUCAAAAAAAGCAGUGUAUUCUUCUGUAAAUGUGAAAUAAAUUCAUUUUUUCUAA